UUCCAAAUCAAAUGACCUACAAAAUUAGGGCAGAGAUGUUCUCUUCAAAUUCUCAGCUCAUUCAAAAUGGGGAAAAUCACUUAACAAUCUGAGGUAACCAAUCUCUGCGAUUUUUUUAAUCAUUUCUCCUUUCAAUUUGCUUUAAUUUGGCAAUGAUCAAUCUCGUUAGCAAAUGGGUUCCUCGAAUUUGCUCAAGAGAACACCUCAUGCCAUUUAAAAACCUAGCUUUUGGAUCUCUUCGUUGCAAAGAAGUGUUCUUUAUCAACUGCGAACUACCAAUUUCUGCAAAAGAUCGAAUUUUGUCGUCGAAAUAUCUUUGUUUUCAUUCAAUCAAAAGAGCAUCUAUUACUGAGUGGGCACCUUGUAUUUCGUUGAAAGGUCAAGUUUUUGCAUCAAAUUAUCACAACAGAGCAACCUUUGUGAGAUGGAUAUCUCAUAAUUUUGUGAAUAAUCGAGUUUUUUCAUCGAAACAUGGAGGUUCUCGUAUAAAAAUCCCAGUUUUGGGCAACACUAGAGGUUUUAGCUCUGUGGGUGCUGCUCCUAAUGAUCCAAAGCCUGCAUUUCGAGGCCAUCGAAUAAUAUCUCAGGCCCAAGAGGCUCUUAUGGACUAUCUCCAUUUUACAACAGGCUUAGAGUUCUCUGAUGCUGAGCACAUGAGCAAAAACUCCCCCAGUUUUCUUAACAAGAUCUUGGACAAGGUUGAGAAGGAGGGUGAAGAUAUCGAAAGAGCAUUAACGAGGUUUUUCCGAUAUCAUCCUCCUAACGAAGUCGAAAUUUUCUUUGAGAGCAUGGGUCUGAAACCUUCUGAUUUUAACUCGUUACUCCCUCGGGACUUGUUUUAUCUCAAAGAUGAUCUGGAAUUGCUUGAUAACUAUCAUGUCCUUUGUAAUUAUGGUAUUGAUCGUAGUGAAAUAGGAAGGAUUUACAAGAAGGCUGCUGAUGUUUUCAAGUAUGAGUGUGGUGUGUUGGGGUCCAAGCUUCGGGCUUAUGAGGAAUUGGGUCUGAGAAAGUCUAAUGUUAUUAAGCUUGUUGUUUCGAACCCGCCUCUUCUGAUUGGGGAUGUAAAUAAAGAGUUUGCUAAAGUUCUAGAAGGGUUGGAAGAUCUUGGUCUGGAGCGUAAUUGGAUUGGAGAUGUUUUGUCUGAAAAGGAUUUCUAUAGUUGGAGUAGAAUGCUCAUAGUUCUGCAAUCUUGUUUCGAAAUGGGGUUCACUAAACAAGAAUUAGAGGCUUUGAUAAGAGAACAUCCUGAUUUCUUGCUUGAUGGUUCUGGGCGAACACUAUUUUCAUUGAUUGGAUUUCAACUGAAAUUAGGUGCAACAAGAAAGGAAAUAUUCAGCCUUCUAUUAAAUUUCCCUCAGGUUCAAGUUGGGAAGUUCAUGAAAAAUUUGCGGCAGGGUUUAGUAUUUCUUGUGGAGCUUCAAAUGGAUCCUGAGGAUAUCAAAAUGCUUUUGUGUACUCAUAAAGAAAUGUUUGGUAAGCACACUUUGAAGAAAGCUAGUAGCGUUGUUAGCUUACUGCAGACAAGUAGCAAGAGGUUGUGUACAAUAAUAAAGGACGAUCCACAUCAACUGAAGAAUUAUGUUAAAGGGUCUAAGCUAAGCGCUCUUCCUUGCACUCGAGAUGAUGAAUUGUGUCAUAUGCAGAGAAGAAAGUUUCUCUUGUGUUUAGGGUUUGUCGACAACUCCAAAGACAUGGAGAAGGCAAUGACUUAUCUCCGUGGCAAAAGCGAUGAGCUUCAAGGGCGAUAUGAUUUAUUGGUUAAAUUUGGACUCAAGAAGGAUGAUGUGUAUACUAUGAUUAAAAAGUCUCCAAUUGUGUUGAACCAGACGGUAGAUGUCCUUGAGAAAAAGAUUAAUUUUCUUGUAAAAGAAUUGGGUUAUCCCUUAAGUACACUUGUCGAAUUUCCGAAAAUUUUGGCAUACACUAUAGAAAGGGUGAAACUCAGGUUGUCAAUGUACACGUGGCUCAGGGAUAGAGGAAAGGCAUCACCUACGUUAGCAUUGAGUAGUAUCCUUUCUUGUUCCGAUGAGAAAUUUAGAAAGUGGCUUAUUAGUGGUCAUCCACAGGGUCCUAAAGUGUGGGAAGAGUUUAAGGCAGAAUUAUACUCAAAGUAAUUAUUUCGAAAGAGAAUUCUUGAGAACAGAUUAAUCCGAUCUAAUUCCUUAUUCUGUGCUCAUGUAAAGCGUCAACGAAGCAUAUACCAAGUUUUCUGGUGAAUUGCUGAAUGUGUUACUUUUGUGAAUUCAACCUUUCAUUGGUCACUUAUUAAGUUGUGAGUUGGCCGGUGAAAUUGCUGGGCUCUGCAUUCAGUUCCAGGUGGGAUUAGUGAAGUUGCAGCUAUCGCGAAAAUGGAACCUUCUCUGGUAUAUGAAUGAUGUAAUUUUGUUUUAUUGCAAGUGGAUGGGACAUCACUCAGUUUAAAGAAGGCUCUUUAUGGUGAAAAAGAAUCUAUUCAUCUAUGCUCAGAGCACAGUAUGUUAUAUGAACUCAGGUUUAAUGAGAUUUGCUAAGGUGAAUUAAGUGGGAGGAACGUAGGAGUAUUCUGAAUCCGUCUCUGACUACAGAGUCCUGAAAUUGAUCGUCGAUCUUGAAGUUAUUCAUCAUUUAAUCAAAAUAGCAAGGAGAUGUAACUCAUGGGAUGAUGCAACUCUGAUCGAGACGGCAUCAGUACAUUAUAAAAUACAUCUUCAAAUCUAUGAAGGGAGCCUGAAAUGAGGUUUAUGUCAGGCUCGGGGGGGCAGCUUAAAUAUCUUUUCCCAAAAAAAAAAAUUAUGACGAAGGAUUGUUGAUCCCAGCAGUUCAAAGGUGUGAUAUCAAAGCUGGAUGUCUAACAUUUAGAAAGCUUGUAAUAUGCUAAUAUUAACUUUAAAGAAUUUAUUUGGAAGAGAAGAGAA
Molecule: messenger RNA, 2894 nt
Organism: Asparagus officinalis (garden asparagus)
Lineage: Eukaryota; Viridiplantae; Streptophyta; Magnoliopsida; Asparagales; Asparagaceae
Product: transcription termination factor MTEF18, mitochondrial-like
Exons: 5
Coding region: 153-2114 (653 amino acids)
Biological process (GO): regulation of DNA-templated transcription; chloroplast organization
Cellular component (GO): chloroplast
Molecular function (GO): double-stranded DNA binding
Source: RefSeq, a predicted model, not a curated record